Molecule: messenger RNA, 5049 nt
Organism: Entelurus aequoreus (snake pipefish)
Lineage: Eukaryota; Metazoa; Chordata; Actinopteri; Syngnathiformes; Syngnathidae
Product: serine/threonine-protein kinase 10-like
Exons: 19
Coding region: 701-3703 (1000 amino acids)
Biological process (GO): protein phosphorylation
Molecular function (GO): ATP binding; protein binding; protein serine/threonine kinase activity
Source: RefSeq, a predicted model, not a curated record
CCCACCCCCCAAACAAUGAGUAUCUUCUUGAAGGGGAAACAAUGCCACAUGUCCCAACACGGCUCAGAUAACUAGACGGUGGUCUUCACACACAAACAACGCCACAUUUCCCUUAAGUAUUUGUCUCCGGCACAGACGAGGACGGCGCACUUCUGCUUUUUUUUUUAAAGAGUAUUAAGGAAAAAAGAGAAAGAAACAUGACGACGCGCGCACUCGUGGACGCGCGUUAAGCUUGAACCUUGAAGUGAGUUAAUCCGUUAUAUAGCACGUCUUUAGGCAAGCAUGGCGGUUCUUGUCAAUAGACGAGCUAACUUUAUCCGUUUCUAAUGCAUGUUCUUUUCCGAACUACUCGUCUUGCUCCUUGUCCGUUUAGGCUGAAGAAGGAACCCCCGGGUGGACAUUGGUCGGACUCUGCUUUUUGUUCCGCCUGAAAUUAAUGUCAUUUUCCGGCUGGAUCUUCGCGGCUGACGACUUCGAGGAGGAUUUGCAUCGAUUUUGGAUGAAAGCAGCGAGAACAAAAGAACACCGAACAUUCUGGACUGCUCAUUUGGUGUGACACGGGCUAAGCUCGUUAUAAAAACGCUAACUGUGCGGUAAAUGUCGACAAAGUAAACAGUUGGGAUACAUGCCGCUAAUAACUGUCUACAAACACGACUAUCGAUUCAUUCGACCCGUUUUGACAUACUAGCGGAUUUUGACGAUGUCAUUCUUUAACUUCCGGAAAAUAUUUAAAUUGGGGUCUGAGAAGAAAAAGAAACAAUACGAGCACGUUCGUAGAGAUGAAAACCCCGAGGAAAUAUGGAACAUUAUCGGCGAGCUGGGAGAUGGAGCCUUCGGGAAAGUGUUUAAGGCUCAGAACAAACUUACUGGUGUCCUAGCUGCUGCCAAAGUAAUUGACACAAAGACUGAGGAGGAGUUGGAGGACUACAUGGUGGAGAUUGACAUACUGGCCUCAUGUGACCAUCCAAACAUCGUCAAGCUGCUUGAUGCUUUCUAUUAUGAGGGCAAACUCUGGAUUCUCAUUGAGUUUUGUGGAGGAGGUGCUGUGGACGCGAUCAUGUUAGAACUGGAGCGACCGCUGACAGAACCUCAGAUCAAGGUGGUGUGCCGGCAGACUCUGCAGGCUCUCGUCUACCUUCAUGACAGUAAAAUCAUCCACAGAGACCUGAAGGCUGGCAACAUCCUGCUCACUCUAAAUGGUGAUGUUAAACUGGCUGACUUUGGUGUGUCGGCCAGAAACAUCAAAACAUUGCAAAGGAGAGACUCCUUCAUUGGAACACCAUACUGGAUGGCACCAGAGGUUGUUAUGUGCGAGACAUCUAAGGAUCGGCCAUAUGACUACAAAGCUGACAUUUGGUCACUUGGGGUCACCCUGAUCGAGAUGGCACAGAUUGAGCCACCCAACCAUGAGAUGAAUCCCAUGAGAGUCCUUCUGAAAAUAGCCAAGGCAGAACCGCCAACGCUGAUGCAGCCAUCCCGCUGGACUCCAGAAUUCAAUGAUUUCCUAAAGCGAUGUGUGGACAAAAACGUAGACAGCAGGUGGAGUGCAACACAACUUCUGCAGCAUUCAUUUGUGUCCAGUGUGACGGACAGCAAGCCUCUGAGGGAAAUUAUAGCUGAGGCCAAGGCUGAGGUUACAGAGGAGAUUGAAGAGCACAAAGAAGAAGAGGAGGAAGAAGAAACUGAAGUAAAUAUGGGUCAUAAACGUGCUCCAUCUGAUGUCAGCGUUGCCAGUUCUGAGGACGAGAAGAUUCCUCUCUCUCCCACCAUUUUGGAAUCCGUCCCUGAGAAGGGUGAGCCACCUUUCCUAGUGGAUAAGCACGCGUUGGUCACCAGCUUUGUGGAGGAGGCCGCCACCACUGAAGCCAAGGAUCAAACAGAGGAGAUUCCAGCUAAGAACGAGGAAAAGCAACGCAUGCCAAUUGAAGAAAAUAAAGAGGUCGAACCAGACGAGGACUUGUCAUCCCCACCUGUGAAGGAAAUGGCACAGAUAGGGAUGGCUUCUGAAGAUGAAAAGGAAGUCGACACUGCAAAGGAGGAUACUCAAGAGCAAAACAUGGUUUCAAAUACACAAGCAGAGGAGGACGCACACAGACAUCUUAACGUGACUUUGACAAGUCAGGAUGAAGUCUUAAAAGAGGAUGCUGGCGAGAAGCCGACAGAAAAGGAAACAAUUAAUGUAGAAAAGGAGACAAUUAAUGUAGAAAAGGAGAAAACUCUUUCAGACAAGGCUAAAGAUGACAAAGAAAGAGAUUCAGACUCUGGAAUCAGCUCAGUUGCAGGAAACAGCAGUGUGGACCUCAAUCUGUCAAUCUCAAGUUUUCUUUCCAAAACAAAAGAACCUGGAUCAGUUUCUAUUCAAGAGACCAGGCGUCAAAAGAAGACGUUGAAAAAGACACGCAAAUUUGUUGUGGAUGGCGUGGAAGUCAGUGUGACUACAUCAAAAAUCAUUACCGACCAUGACACUAAGAACGAGGAGAUGAGAUUCCUGAGACGCCAGGAGCUAAGGGAGUUGCGUCUCCUACAGAAGGAGGAGCAAAGGGCCCAGCAGCAGCUCAGCAACAAGCUGCAGCAGCAGAAGGAGCAGAUUUACCGCCGCUUUGAGCAGGAGACCACUAGUAGGAAGCGUCAGUACGACCAGGAGUUGGAGAACCUGGAGAAGCAGCAGAAGCAGACCAUUGAGAGACUGGAGCAGGAACACACCAAUCGACUGAGGGAUGAGGCCAAACGCAUCAAAGCUGAGCAGGACAAAGAGUUGUCCAAGUAUCAGAACAUGCUGAAAAACCGUAAAAAAGAGGGAGUGGCCCAGGUUAUGACUCAAUCCUUUCAGUUGUCCUCCUGUACUCUGUGCAACGCUCCAAUACAGGAUGAGCAAGAGUUUCUUCAGAAGCAGCAACAGGAUCUGGACUGCGCUCUGAAGAAAAUUAUCCAGCAGCACAAACAUGAGCUGGCCACCAUUGAGAGAGACUGCCUGAACCACAAGCAGCAGCUUCUUCGAGCAAGAGAGGCAGCCAUGUGGGAGCUGGAGGAGCGCCAUCUGCAGGAGAAGCACCAGCUGUUCAAGCAGCAGCUCAAGGACCAGUACUUCAUGCAAAGACAUCAGCUGCUAAAAAGACAUGAGAAGGAAAUGGAGCAAAUGCAGCGCUACAACCAGCGACUGGUUGAAGAGAUGAAGAACAAGCAGACCCAGGAGAGAGCUCGACUGCCAAAGAUCCAACGCAGUGACGCCAAGACCCGCAUGGCCAUGUUCAAGAAGAGUCUUCGCAUAACCGGAGCGGCCAUCACCCCCGAGCAGGAGAGGGAAAAGAUCAAACAGUUUGCUUUUCAAGAAGAGAAGCGACAGAAGAACGAAAGACUCCACCAGCAUCAAAAGCAUGAAAACCAGAUGCGGGACUUACAGCUACAGUGUGACGCCAACGUCAGAGAGCUUCAGCAAUUGCAAAAUGAGAAAUGUCAUCUUCUGAUCGAACAUGAGACCCAGAAGCUAAAGGAGCUCGAUGAGGAGCACAGCCUAGAGCUGAAAGAGUGGAGAGAGAAGCUGCGACCCAGGAAAAAGGCCCUGGAGGAGGAAUUCGCCAGGAAGUUGCAGGAACAAGAAGUGUUUUUUAAGAUGAGCGGGGAGUCCGAGUGCCUUAACCCAUCUGCACAGAGUCGCAUUUCCAAGUUCUACCCGAUCCCCAGCGUCCAGUCCACAGGAUUCUAAGGCCAACCGUCAGGUGUCCCCACAGUUGACUGUGCCUUCCACUUUGCCUCCAACGUGGAGGAUGGACGAGGAUUUCAUCUCUCUGGUAUUUCUUUGCAGCUUUGAUUGAACACUAAAGUCUAGCAGACAGUCCAGCUUGUAGGAUUUUCAAAUCAGUUUUGGUAAAUAAUUGCUGCUUUAGACCACGCUAAUGUCAUCGGAUCACAACUAAUUAUUGUAACAUCAAUUAGGUCAAAUUUAGGAACAUAUUCAUUUUAGGGUAAAUUAUACACUUCUCAAAGUAUCAGUCCAUGGCUAAAUUAGGGCCCUUAGCAGAAUUUAGUUUUGAGGACCUACCUCCCGCCCCCAUUACAAUAUUUUUUUAUUAAUGUGAAACUUUUUUUUAUACUUUUUUAAUCAAACUUGAAUUUGAUGCAUCUUUUGUACUGGAAUACAAUUUUUUUUAGUGCAAUUUUCGGGGAAGUUUGCCAUUAUGUUCUUUUCAUUGACGGAGCAGGAAGGGGCUAAGAAUACAUAAGUUUAUGGUGAAACUUCAUUAUUAAUUAAUUGAAAUUUUACAUGCCCCUCUUCACGCAAGUAGGGGGCCCUAAGCACAAUCUGCGUAAUAUGGGAGAGGCGGCCUUGAUUACAUGUCAGAUUCCAUUCUUUUUCGUGAUGGUCAACAGCGAAAGUGUGAAAACCGGGUGGACAGAAUAGUGAAAGAACAAAUAUGGAUAGUAAAUACAACUGUGUUUUACAAACAGACCAGUUUUAUUCACCAUUGAAGCAGUCAGCAUUUUCCCAACUUUCAGCUAUGAAUAAGAAUCCUUAACGUCGUUAAUCAUUUUCCUAUAUGACAUUUGGUGUACAUUACCAGAACUUUCAACUUAUUUUCUUUUUGAUUAAUCCGCAAAUGAAGCAUUUAGCGAGCAGGAAACUGGCAUGCAAGCUCACAGCCUUUAUACUUGAUUGAUUUGCAAUCUCUGAACAUUUCAAUUUAAAAUCUGCCAAGAAAUUGGAAGUAUUAAAUUAAAUUAACGUGGGCCUGACUGGUUUAGGCUGUCUUGAUUAAUCAUCCGAUGUAUUGCUAUUUGGCUAUAAAGUGUUACUGAAGCUAUUUAUUAGUUAUGCACAAAAACAAAAUGGAGUGCUGUGCACCUCACAUACAGUAUUUCUAUGUACUGCGCUUGCUCCUCUUAUUGUGCAUCAAAACGUUCAUUGAAAAAAAUUAUGAUUGCAUUCUGAAUGUCAACCUGGUAAUCUGGAUCAAAAUCAUGGUGCAUUUUUUUUUUAAAUGCGUAGUUUUAGAUAACCUGUUGUGUAGAUUUUUUUUUUCCCUGUAAAUAAACAGUUUUGUCUGUCAUAAA